UAGCGCAUCCGCUCACGUUCGCGGUGCGCCCCUUCCCCAGCGUCCUCGCCUUCCCUGCUGUCUCUCUCUCUCUCCAGCCCGUCUGCUUCCUAGCUCUCUCUCGUCUCCUCCGCCGCACAUGUCCAAACCCUAGGACACCUCGGCUCCCUCCGCCCCGCGCCGCCUCACCCUGCCGCCGCCAACUUCCACUAGCAGCAGGACACUGGAUCUCCUGUCCUCCCCCGUCAUGGCUGCCGCCCCUCUGUCUCUCUGCCUUGCCUCUCUCUUGUCUGGACGGCGGCGACGCACCAGAGCUCGCACGUCCGUCUCCUCAUCCAUGGCGGGGUGGGUGGUCCCGGGCUCUGUGGGCGCCGCUCGUACACCGCCACAGUCAUGGGGAAGGCUCCAGCGCAAUCAACACCGACGGGAUCGAUCCAGCUUCGGCGGCCAUGGAUCUGGCAAGGUGGUAUGGCGGCGGCGGAGUACGAGAAGGUCCUAUCUCACCACGCAGAUCGUGCGUGCGCACAACGGCAACCGAGGCAGCAAAAUGGUGUUGCUUACAUCAAUGUUACCGACAGCCAGAUCCCACUGACUGGGCCAAACUCAAUCAUUGGUAGAGCUGUUGUUGUUCAUGCUGAUCCUGAUGAUCUUGGAAAGGGAAAACAAAUUCAAUGCCAGAUUCAGGCUUCUUGAAGUUGCCAUGCAGCAGUCUGCAACGGAUCAUGCAACAGGUGGCAAGCAGUGAAGGAAGUCCAAGUUAUGCAGUUUUUUUUUUCUUCUUCCUUUUCAUCUGCAUUUUUUAGGAAGGUUGUAACAACUAUAGAAUGUAUGUAAUGUAUAAAACAUGUGUAUCUCUUAUGUAUUUAAGGUGUAUUUUAAAUCUGCUCUUUUCUUUUUUUUUGUUUUCUAAUUCAUCAUUGGAGACACGUUUUGCCAAAACUGUCUCCAAUGAGCGGGUCAUUGGAGACAUUUUUUCUCAAUCCGCUUUUUUCAACCCCAUCUCCGAUUUGGGGCAUUGGAGACGCAUUUUGACAACACGCGUCUGAGACGCGUCUGAGA
Panicum hallii is the source of this 1038-nucleotide messenger RNA. RefSeq names its product superoxide dismutase [Cu-Zn]-like. NCBI's taxonomy places the organism in Eukaryota, Viridiplantae, Streptophyta, Magnoliopsida, Poales, Poaceae. Bases 373 to 672 code for a protein of 99 amino acids. The transcript is spliced from 6 exons. Gene Ontology annotation, molecular function: superoxide dismutase activity; copper ion binding. Gene Ontology annotation, biological process: removal of superoxide radicals. The record is from RefSeq and is a predicted model, not a curated record.